AAUAUGUGAUCUUAUUAUUUAAUUUUAAAUCCAGGUCUUUAGGCUAUAAUUUCUAUAUCUAUAUAUAAUUUAUGAAAAAUUCGAGACAAAAGUAUACAGUGUAAAUUUCUUGAAAUAUUUUUUACAUUACACAAUAUGUAAGAUUACAAGUGAAAAUUCGCGAAUUACGAGUCAGCUGAAACAGCAUUUUUGACGUAAAAAACGUUCGACUACAUUUAUGACAUAUUGACAGGUAUGACAUUUGAUAGUUUCGGAGGCGGCCGCUACGCGGCGCCACCGACGCCUGGCGCGCGUUCCGCGCCAAACUUCAGCUCCUCGACCAACGUCAUGUCAGUCGAAUGCUGUCGUUCGAGCAGCGUAUUCGUAAUUACGGGGAGCCUCUUCUCGCAUCGCGCGCGCGUUCACCCUUCUUCCUUCACGUUCGUUCUUUCCAUGUCUCUCUCUCCACGACGCGGACAUGACGCGCGAAACGUAGCCGCUUUCGUCCGGUCAGACAGAGUCACGAAUAUUCGGACUCUUCUCCCUCGUUUGUCGCGCCAAGUACUCGCACCUCGCCGCUCUCUCCCGACACACACGCGACACAUACACACACGACAGACGUAUCUCACUCUCCUUCUCUCUCCCGUUCCUCAUCCCUUUCCUCCCGGCGGGGCGAGCCGAAAACUCGUUAUGCUCCGGGAAUAUCCUCGCCCGCCUCGAACCGGUAAUAUCUCGUGAUUUGCGAGAGUGUGCUCGAGAUUUUUCGCGAUUUCGGGCGCCCGGUCAGCCUCCGUUCAUUCGUCGCGACGUGCUGCGAGAAAACGUCGAGGGAGGAGAGAGAAAAACGCCGUCCCGACGAAGAUGCGCGAAUCCGCGCCGCGUCGUCGUUCCUCGUUGUGACUCGGCGAGCGGAAUUCCGUGCGACGACGGAUCCUCCACGAGGAAUCGUCCCUGAUGCACCGGCUCGCUGUUCGACCAGAGACGACGACGCAGGAAGAGACGGAGGUGGAGAGAGCAUUUCGGGAGGAUGCGCGGUUGAGGGGAUCGCUCUGGGUGCGAUAGAGCCACGGAUCAUCGACCUCCAGGAGAUCAUGAGCACAUCCUGAUUGCCGUGGUCCGCGAAAGGAUGGACGACAUUGACAGGUCGACAUCGGCGAGAAUCGCGAAUCCGGCACUGACAGCUUAACGUCAAAGUGAGGAAAAGAAACCGAAUUAACAUCCCCGUUAUAAACAUAAGGAAGGAAAAAUUUCGAUCCCGAGGAAUAAUUUCUUCUCUGAGAAAGAGAGCGACAAGAAAGAGAGAAUCAUUCCUUCCUUCCGGCUCUUCUCGCAUCCCUUUUCACCGCGAUCGGACCCAGAGGAGAUGAGCAUCAUAGCUAUCGCCCGCAGGAACUGGGCUCUGCGCCUGUCGGUGGUGCUCAACGUGUGUGUGCUGCUGUACGUGUGCGCUCACAUCGGUUCGUCCGGACCCUGGAUCGAGGAACCGCCGACCAAUUGGGCGGCGGCCCCGGAGACCUAUGAUCUCUCGAACGGCACUCAGAAGGGUGCCCCCACAUCCUUGUUGUCCCCGUUGGUCGCGAUCGCCGUCAAGGAUGUGGCGAACAACAACAACAAUGGUGGCCGUACGCUUAGGCUCGUCACCACGACGCCACCUCCCAACGGGGCCAAGGCCGAGGCUCUCGAUAAGUCGCGGGAGCACCCGCGUAAUCAGACGGCGAGGAACAGCACGGUGAACGUCGCGCGGGAGCCGAUGAGCCUGAAGGAGGCUAUAGCCUGCAAUGAGAAGUCGACGGAGCCUAGGCGAGCGCAGCGCGGUGAUUACUGGGUGCUGUACAAUUACGUGCCGAUGAGCAUGGCAGUGAGAUGCUGGGAGAGCGUGACAUACACGACGCACGCCGACUACACCUUCCUGGAUAAUCUGGAGCCGCUGCUGGAGCGCUGGCGGGCGCCGAUAUCGAUCGCCAUGCACGCACCCGGCACCGACUUUCCGGCGACCCUCAACGCCAUCAGGUACUCGAGAAACUGCGGCAGUCCGUUGGUCUCACAGCUGGUGACCUUUCACGUCUUCUUCAGUAGCAAGCACGUGCCAAAAAUGGUCCCACCGUCAGAGAAGAUUAUUUCCGACACGUAUAACUGUUCGCUCGGACCGCCAUGGGUGAACAUCAGCCUCGCAAAGAUGUACAAAAACGAGAAGAAGCUGCUGUACCCAGUGAACGUGGGUCGCAACAUUGCCCGCGAGUCUUCGCCCACUUUCUACGUAUUUCCCAGCGACAUUGAGCUGUACCCCAGCCCGAAUCUGCCCACCACGUUUCUAGAAAUGAUCCGCAGGAGGGAUCAACCUGCCCUUCACAAGCCUAAUCCUAAGGUCUUUGUGCUGUCGAUCUUCGAGGUGGACGAGAAGAGUCAGCCACCCAACAACAAGACGCAUCUGGUACAGAUGCUGAAAGCGGGCACCGCCAUACCAUUUCAUAAGAAAUUAUGUUCCGGCUGCCAUAAUGUGCCCAAGAGUAAGGAGUGGCAGGAAGCACCAGAGACAGAGGAUCUGCAUGUCUUCCACGUAGAGAGAACUGGCAGCUUCGUUCACUGGGAGCCGAUUUUUAUCGGGACCAAUAAUGAUCCUCUUUAUGACGAAAGACUUAGUUGGGAGGGAAAGAGUGAUAAGAUGACGCAGGGCUACGCACUCUGCGUUCUCGAUUACGAUUUUCUUAUCCUGGAUAACGCUUUCUUGGUGCACCGGCCUGGCAUCAAAAUCUUUAAGAAGGAUUCGCAUCGCGACAUGCUUACUGCGAAGACGAAUGCGCUCAUCAAGAAGAUCAUCAUGCCGGAGCUGAAGGUGCUGUACGGUACGAGGAAGGGUUGCGCCGUGUAGCCCGUGGAGUUGCCGGCAUGACGGCACGUGCUCUACGGGUGUUCGUCCGUACAACGAAACUUAAGAACUUCUCUGUCAUUUGCAUCGUCAAGCUUCGUCGCACGACGGAUUCGCAACGAUCCAAUGCUGCGAUUCGUUCACGGACCCCGGGAGCGUGUUCACGUGCGUUCUGUGCGGCCCCUUCGUAAGCGAGGCUCACUAAGGAGCAUUCGCUGCGCAGGAUAGAGGGUCUCUCUUUUUCCCGAAUUAUGCCAACUCUACGGUGCCGAACAAGCGAACGAAUUAUUACAUAAAUAUUUGGUGAGUUUAUAAAGCAACCAACGGGGCAUGAUAUGUCGUGUCUCCGCGAUAAACGUGUGUCACAUCGCCAUUAUUGUUAUCAUCUUCGUCGUCAGUGUCGACAUUAACGUCGCGAUUUUCAACGGUAAUUCUUCAGCUUUUGUAAUAAAGGAACCUAGCAUAUAAAGGAA
This is a messenger RNA of Nylanderia fulva, 3318 nucleotides long. Its product is annotated as beta-1,4-glucuronyltransferase 1. The record is from RefSeq and is a predicted model, not a curated record. NCBI's taxonomy places the organism in Eukaryota, Metazoa, Arthropoda, Insecta, Hymenoptera, Formicidae.